Messenger RNA from Aspergillus niger, 984 nucleotides. RefSeq lists its product as uncharacterized. NCBI's taxonomy places the organism in Eukaryota, Fungi, Ascomycota, Eurotiomycetes, Eurotiales, Aspergillaceae. The record is from RefSeq and is a predicted model, not a curated record. The coding region runs from base 1 to 984 and encodes 327 amino acids. The transcript is spliced from 2 exons.
AUGUCUCACCCCGGCAUCCUCCACCACUACACACCCCGCCUCGUCGCCUUCGAAUUCACCCCUCCCAACAGCACCCCCACCACCAACGCGCUCCUCUUCAUCGGCGGUCUAACCGACGGCCUCCUCACAGUCCCCUACGUCCCAACCCUCGCCUCCGCCCUCUCCUCCACCCCCAACAACACAUGGAGCGUCUUUAACGUCCUCCUCACAACCUCCUACCAAGGCUGGGGCGUCAACAGCCUAGACCGGGACAUCGAAGACCUCGCCCAAUGCAUUAACUACAUCCGCAAGCUCAAAGGCCCCGAAUCCAAAAUCGUCAUAAUGGGCCACUCGACCGGAUCGCAAGACGUGCUUCACUACCUCUCCGCCCCGAACCCGAUCCCACAAAACCCCUCCGUCAACGGACUCCAAUACCUCACCAGACCUCCCGUCGACGGCGCAAUCAUGCAAGCCCCCGUUUCUGAUCGCGAGGGGAUGCACAUCACCAUUACUACGGCCGAGGCGCGAGGUGCGUACGAGCAGCUGGUUGGGCUAGCGAAGGCUGCUGUGGCUGAGGAUCCGAGAGCUAUUUUACCGUUGAAUUUGACGAGUUUGGUGGGGUUGGAUGCGGAGACGCCGGUGAAUGCAUGGCGGUUCUUGAGUCUGGCGAGUCCCGACAGUCCGGGGUCUCCAAGCCAGGAUGAUUUGUUUAGUGCGGAUCUUGGGGAUGAAAGGCUUAGGGAGACGUUUGGGGUUGUGGGGAAGAGGGGAUUGUUGAGGGGAAAGCUUAUGGCGCUGUAUUCGGGGGCUGAUGAGUAUAGGAUGCCUGGGUUGGAUGUGGAGGGGUUGAUGAAGAGGUGGCAGAGAGCGACGGAUGAGGGGGCUGGAGAGGUGAAAUGGGAUGCGGAGGGGAGUGCGGUGGUUGAGGGGGCGAGUCAUAAUGUGCAGGAUGUUGGGCAGGAGGAGUUGGUGGAGAGGGUGAGGGGGUAUUUGGCCGGAAUAUAG